Molecule: messenger RNA, 1266 nt
Organism: Camellia sinensis
Lineage: Eukaryota; Viridiplantae; Streptophyta; Magnoliopsida; Ericales; Theaceae
Source: RefSeq, a predicted model, not a curated record
AUGGCGGUAGCUGGCAACAAUGUUAUCAUGGAUCCUUUUGGAUGUACCAAAUUUGAGCGUAAGCUUGAAGAUGAUGAAGUUUGUGGGAAUAAAGAAGAAUUAGGUUCCCAUGCAAAUGACCCUAUUCAAAGUUUAACCAAGAAUGAUGUUCUUGAAAUGCAAUUCAAUUCAGAAGAGGAUGCCAAUGAUUUCUAUAAUCAAUAUGCUAAAGUUGUGGGAUUUAGCAUUAGGAAAGACACGCGAACAAUGCAGGCAACAAAGGCAAAUACAUUGUCACUCACUUUUAACAUGGAACAUAACCAUCCAUUGGCAACAUCACCAUGUGUGCCAUUUCUUCGGUCGCAUAGGUUUGUAAAGAUCCCCGACAAAGCUCAAGUAAAGACUUUGCACGAUGUUGGUGUCAAGACAAGCCAGAUAAUGGAUUUGUUGGUGCAACAAUCUGGGUCUUUCGCAAAUGUGGGCUUUAUUCACAAGGAUUUGCACAAUUAUAUUCAAGCCGAGCGCAAAGUAGAAAUAAAGGAUGGUGAUGCGGAGUGUGCUUUGGCUUACUUAUGUGCAAAAGCUGAUGCUGAUCCUUACUUCUUUUACAAGUAUGACAAGGAUCAAGAGAACCGGCUUGACAAAUUGUUUUGGGCAAAUUCAAGGUCUCGCCUAGACUAUGCUGCAUUUGGUGACGUGUUGGUCUUCGAUACAACUUAUAAAACGAAUGCAUAUAACAAACCUUUUGUUAUUUUCGCCGGGGUCAAUAACCAUUUUGAAACCACCAUAUUUGCAUGCAGCUUGCUUGUUGAUGAGACAAUUGCAACAUACACAUGGGUUUUGCAAAAGUUGUUAGAGGCCAUGGAUAACAAAAGACCGGUGUCAGUGUUGACAGAUGGGGAUAUGGCCAUGCAUGAGGCAAUACAAAAAGUCUUCCCGAGUGCCAAGCAUCGUCUAUGUAAUUGGCAUAUGCAUAGAAAUGCCAAGCGAAAUGUUCGAGUUGAUGGAUUCGAGGGACAUUUCAAGCAUCUCAUGGAUCUUGAUGCGAAUGAGGUUGUAUUUGAGGAAACUUGGAGUAAGAUGGUUAGAAAAUAUGGCCUUCAAAAUAACAAGUGGGUAUCAGACACCUACAACAAUAAAGGCAUGUGGGCUCAGUCAUAUUUGCGUGGUCAUUUUUUUGCUGGAAUGAAGAGCAGUCAGUAUAGCGAUCCCGGUUUUUCCUUCCUUUGUAUACUGUAUUCAGGACUUAGUUCCGUGGACUUGUUUGUGUAUCAUUAUCACUUCUAG